CUGCAAAUAAUUACCACCGGUGCCGAGCAAAUCCUUGGUGGGCAAUUUUACAAUGAACCGGCUCGGCCUGGUCUUGGCCCACUAGUGCCGAAACAGAUUUUCGAAGCAGUUCUGGUAACUCUUUCGGCACCAGUGGGCAAAGCCGGGCCGAGCCAGGUCUCGGGGAACGACGCCCGAAAAGCUGCUUCGACACUAGUUGGCGACGCCAAACCGAAGAUGGCAAAACGUGAGGAUGUUGGUGUGUUCGAAGUGGAAAGCAUUCUUGACUCGAAGGUCACUGGCGGCCAGCGUUUCUAUCACGUGAAAUGGAAGAAUUAUCCGGUGUUGGUCUUAGAGAUUUCGUAUCAUUCCCAGCCACAAGCAAAAUUCCUAUAA
Molecule: messenger RNA, 375 nt
Organism: Gongylonema pulchrum
Lineage: Eukaryota; Metazoa; Nematoda; Chromadorea; Rhabditida; Gongylonematidae
Source: the annotation of a GenBank genome assembly